This is a messenger RNA of Sardina pilchardus (European sardine), 3435 nucleotides long. RefSeq names its product fibronectin type III domain-containing protein 5-like. Gene Ontology annotation, cellular component: extracellular region; plasma membrane. The record is from RefSeq and is a predicted model, not a curated record. The coding region runs from base 1 to 741 and encodes 246 amino acids. Gene Ontology annotation, molecular function: protein binding. Lineage: Eukaryota; Metazoa; Chordata; Actinopteri; Clupeiformes; Clupeidae. The transcript has 7 exons.
AUGGGCUUAUCGCAGUGGGGCUGGAGAGUCUCCCCCAGCAAGGGCAGCAGCAGCAGCAGCAGCAUGGCUCCCGUCAUGAGAGCAGAGAGGGGGAACCGGGAGAAAAUCAGCUUUCUGCUGAUGCUGAAGCGGGAGCCGGACAGUUUGACGGCUCCUGUCAAUGUGACGAUCAGAGAGCUAGAGGCCAACUCCGGCGUGGUCACAUGGGACAUCCCAGAGGGGGACCCUGUCAUCGGCUUUGCCAUCACCCAGCAGAAGAAGGAUGUGCGCAUGCUACGCUUCAUCCAGGAAGUGAACACGACCACCCGUAGCUGUGCAUUAUGGGACUUGGAGGAGGAGACCGACUACAUAGUGCAUGUGCAGUCCAUUGGUACAAACGGGCCCAGUCCUCCCAGCCAGCCAUUACUGUUCCGCACACCCGCAGAAGCUGAGACACCCACGAGCAAACACAAAGACGAGGUUACCAUGGAGGAGGUGGGACAAGCCAAUCAGCUGAGGGCAGGGGAGAUCAUCAUCAUCGUCGUGGUGCUCAUUAUGUGGGCAGGUGUGAUCGCUCUCUUUUGCCGUCAGUAUGAUAUAAUCAAAGACAACGAGCCCAACACCAACAAAGACAAAGCCAAGACCUCCUCCGAGUGUAGUACCCCUGAACACCCCUCAGGGGGGCUGUUGCGCAGUAAGUUCCCCAACAACAACAACUGCAACAACAAGAGGACGCCAUCUGUGCACAUCAUCGAGGUGUGACGCUCCCCGUCCCCUAACUGAAGGACUUCAAAGGAGUCUCCCCAACUUGGACCGUAUGGCUCUCCUCCCUGCACAGACCCGGCUCCUGAUGUGCCAGGCACUCUGGGAGCUGGCUCUGCCCUCGCUCCUGUCAGCUGGGCCUGGGGUUUGAACGGGAGCCAAGGACCGCUCCUCAGGGACUGGCCGCAAUGGGCCAGCGGCAAGCGGAGAGGGGAGACAAUGGUGGGUGGGGCAGACGCCCAAGGGACCCUCUCUCUCUCUCUCUCUCGGCUGCAGAAGCGAGGAGAUAAGGCCCCCAUCUCGUGAUGAACAUGUCCGCAGAGCGGGAGAUAACCGGGGCGACAGAGACGCUUUUCUUUCCCGGCUCCUUAUCGAUGUGCACCCAGCCCCUUCUUGAGCCGCGGGUGAGGAGAGGAGACGACGUGGGGACACCAGAUGGCCACCGGGCCCUUUUCUUCUCCCCCCUCCGCCCUCUUCUCUCCUCCACGCCCCCGGCUCUUUGGUUCUUCUGUAAAGAUUUCUUACCGCUGUGCAUCUUAACUGUUUCAGUGCAGGUUUAUCUCUCAAACACACCACCACACAUUUGAAAAACUGAGCAUGUUUCAACGACACUUCAUCUUCCGAAAACACAAAGCCGCAAACCAGCAUUUUUCAAACUCGACAGCAGCUCCCGAACAUGUUUGCGUCUCUGGUUCCCUUGUGCUCGGAGUUCUGUCCUCAGCCAUUUGGCAUUUACUCGUUCCCCUGUUGUUGGCGACUGCACAGCACUGGCUGUGUAUUCUAAUUUAGAGGCCCCUUAGCCUCCAUGUAUCAUCACUGUUUUGAGGUCGAUAAAUUGAUAGAGGAGAGAGAGGGAGAGAGAGAGAGAAAAGAGGGAGAGAGAGAGAUAGUCAGAUCUCUAGAGGAAAUCGGCCAAGCAUCUGGACCAGGGCCAGGCAUGCUGGAGCAUCUGCACCAGUCUUAGAGAUUGGUAGGACUUUAGGGAGCCAUCUGUGGCCAAUCGCUCUCCUUUCCUCUCUCCCGCCUGCCUCGCAGGAUAGACGACCAUUCCCUAAAGAGCGAGGGGCUAAAUUUGGAACGGUUGAUACUGUAGUUACCUGCUGAGGACCCAGGCUGGAUCAAAGCAUGCCUCGGUGAAAACUCUCACGGUCGCUCCUUAUCUGACUGAUUGGGUGUUAUGGUCUUUGGUUUGUAUUAAUAACGACCUCUGAACAUUAAUUACAUCAAACUGUUGAACUCGACAGGUAAUGAGCGGCUUUUUAUUCAGGAUGAAAUUACAUUAGUCAUAAUUUAUACAUCUUUGAUGUACAUUACUUUAAUCAUAGACACAUUAUACUGGAUUGAUAUUUGUGUGAGUCAUGUUUAAUGAAAACAUUUCUUGUUUAUUUUCUUUCUUUGAUUAAUACUUUGAUGUUUGUGGGUAUUUGGAAAGCCUCUUUCUCUUGAACUUCAAAAGAGACACUUCACACAAGUAGAGGACACAUUUCCAAAUGUUCCAGACAUCUCUGAUAAAUCAGUUAAUGUUUGCCAGGAAGAAACAUUUAAAGGCAACUUCAAUGUGCCACCACAGCAUGAACAAAGAAUGUAUAAUACAUAUUAAGAUGUUAUUUGAUGAUAAAAAUAACCUUGUUUUUAGAAACACAGCUAUCAUUGAAUCAAACAAAUAUCUUCUGUCUUUUGGAUCUAAAAGGGAAACUGACCCCGUCUCCUUGAAAGGGCUCAAAAAAUCUCACGUUAGCAAUAAUUAUCAGGGCAGUCUAGAGUGUAGUCAAAGUCCCAAAAUGUAAACCACUUGAAAAGUUUGAUGGUUAAACGGGAGUGCAUUGCCCUCCAUAAUAUGGUUGUGUUAGUAGUUUGAGGUUUUUAAACAAUAAUAUAUUCCACACAAUGGAGGGUUAUUGUGAGCAUUUUAAACAGUGUUUGGUUGUUUCUAAACGACUUCCAACAAGGAAGGGCUUCUGUUAAGUAAAAGAAAAAAGAACAUUUUGUAAUAAAAAAAAAAAACAAGCGAAGAAUGAUGUUAAAACAUCAUUAAGGACUGUGCUUAGUCUACACUAACCUGUGGACUGUUUAAGGAGAAUGUAUAGACAGGAUGAACCCUGAGAAUUCUUUCCACUUUCUUUUGGAAAUGGACAGAGUCCCAUUUGUUUUUUAUAAAUGCAAAUGCAGAUCUUGUGUUGCUUGCUGAUAUAAGUCAUUUACUAGAGCUGGUCCUGAUUCUGUGAUUUGAUCUUGAACUGAUGUGCUGGAAUUUCUUGGGAUGUGUUUUAAGUUGGCUCAGCUGACAGGGCGGGAUGAACGGACAUCGGAGUGGAACUCAUAAUGUAAGUUAUCACUGACCUUCUGUAUGUCCUCAUUUCCUCCUCAGCACAAGGAAUAGAUUGAAGGCGGGAGAGGUCACUGAGUUUAGGAACUGUUUUGAAAGAAAAGAGUGAAAGGCAUAUAAUGUCAGGUUUUAAUGCAGCGCAUUUACAAGGCUUUACAGACAGUGGUUACUGUUGUGUUUUUUUUUUAAGUAGAGAAGACUGCUGACGUAUCGUAUGUACUGUAGGUAAUAUGACUGUUUAUAAAGCAUACUAUCUGCCCAUGAGUCUUGUAUGUAUAACAUCCAUUUGAUUAUCCGCUUACGAUCAUAUAUUUAUCAAUCUGAUGCAAUUUAUAAAGCUUGCUCCUUAUUAGAAAAUAAAGACAAAA